AUCAUGACGGUCUUGUUAGGAACUGUAGUCGCUGUUGUACUCAUAAGUGUAUUGUUUAUUAUCCGUUUAUUCAUUGUUGUGAAGACUGGAUGGAAACAUAAAGCUGGAAGCAGAGGCUCGGUCGCUGCUCUUGUGGUCGCAGGAUCAGGUGGUCACACUACAGAGAUCCUGCGGCUGAUGGAGAGCCUGUCUGCAGCCUACACACCUCGACACUAUGUCAUCGCUGACACUGAUAGGAUGAGCGAGGAGAAAAUCUGCAGCUUUGAAAGCUCUAAACAACACUCUGACUCUGAGUCACAGUUCACUAUCUAUCGGAUCCCACGGAGUCGGGAGGUGCAUCAGUCGUGGACGUCGUCUGUUCUCAGCACCCUGACUGCUCUGUGUUAUUCCCUCCCUCUGGUCUUCAGACUGAGACCUGACAUGGUGCUGUGUAAUGGCCCGGGGACCUGCGUUCCCCUGUGCGUGGCAGGACUCCUGCUUGGAAUUCUGGGAAUGAAGAAAGUCCUGAUAGUUUAUGUUGAAAGCAUUUGCCGUGUGGAAACGCUGUCGCUUACAGGGAAGAUUCUCUACUUCAUAUCAGACUAUUUCUUUGUACAGUGGUCCAGUCUGAGGGACAAAUACCCCAAAUCCAUUUUUCUUGGAAGAAUAGUGUAAAAACACAGAAAUGUAAGAAUCAAAUAUAUAGUCAUGUUCUUGAAUAAAUGCUCUAUUUUUUUGUUGUUACGGUCUGUUUCCAUG
This is a messenger RNA of Scomber scombrus (Atlantic mackerel), 738 nucleotides long. RefSeq names its product ALG14 UDP-N-acetylglucosaminyltransferase subunit (gene alg14). Bases 4 to 654 code for a protein of 216 amino acids. The transcript has 4 exons. The record is from RefSeq and is a predicted model, not a curated record. Gene Ontology annotation, biological process: dolichol-linked oligosaccharide biosynthetic process. NCBI's taxonomy places the organism in Eukaryota, Metazoa, Chordata, Actinopteri, Scombriformes, Scombridae. Gene Ontology annotation, cellular component: UDP-N-acetylglucosamine transferase complex.